Alnus glutinosa is the source of this 1090-nucleotide messenger RNA. Its product is annotated as protein VASCULATURE COMPLEXITY AND CONNECTIVITY-like. The coding region runs from base 344 to 829 and encodes 161 amino acids. NCBI's taxonomy places the organism in Eukaryota, Viridiplantae, Streptophyta, Magnoliopsida, Fagales, Betulaceae. The transcript has 3 exons. The record is from RefSeq and is a predicted model, not a curated record.
AUGAGUAGAUGCCUCGGGCGGGGCGCUCCUCUAUGAGCUGGUUUAUACCCUACUUUCCUUCCUCCCCCAUCAAAGGAAUCCGAGAACGAAGAAAAAGAAGAGAAAGAAGACACAAAAGCAAAAUAAAGUAUGCACUGUUGUAGACAAAAGAAGCUUUUACCCACUUAAUCCCAGCUGAAAGGCAUUCUGCACACUUUCCUACUCUUUAAAACCCCCUUAUUUCCUUUCAUAUGUUCCUUCUCAUGAUCAUCUAAAGCAUAUACAGUAGCAAGAGAGAAAGAGAUCGAGAGAUAUUUUUCUUCUUCUAAGACCCUUUUUCAAGUGCUCCACAUAUUAUCCAACAAUGUCCAAGUUAUUAGGUUCUUUCAUUUGUCUGUUGAUCGUGGCAAUGGAUAUCAUGGCUGGGAUUCUUGGCAUUGAAGCAGAAAUUGCACAAAACAAGGUGAAGCAUCUAAGGCUGUUUAUAUUUGAGUGUAAAGAACCAAGCAGCCAGGCUUUCAAGCUAGGUUUUGCUGCAGCAACACUUCUGGGCCUAGCCCAUGUCAUAGCAAACUUGCUUGGUGGCUGCAAUUGCAUUUGUUCUCAAGAAGAGCUCCAAAAGGCUUCCCCCAGCAGGCAACUUUCACUGGCCUGCCUCUUCUUCACUUGGAUCAUAUUUGCUGUCGGAUUGUCCAUGCUGGUGAUAGGGACUUUGUCAAACCACAAGUCAAGGGCUUCCUGCGGUUUCUCACACCCUCAUUUUCUGUCCAUUGGAGGGGUUUUGUGCUUUGUUCAUGGGCUGUUUUGUGUUGCCUAUUACGUUUCUACCACUGCCAUGCUUAAGGAGUAAGACAAGUAUAUAUGGAGGCCAAGCUUAAAGCAGUGGUUUCUUCUUCUUCUUCUUCUUUUUUUUUUUUUUUUGUAAUUCAGUGGUUAUAUUACUACAUUCUUAUGUUGCAUCACUGCAUUAUCAAGUUCUUCGGUUGGAAGUUCAUUGAUCCUACAAAAAAACAAGUGUUUUGAGAUGCUUUUUUUAGAACCAUGGAAAAAGAAAAAUGUGGUCUUACUGGAGUUAACUUUAUAUUAUAAAAAUCUAAUCUCUUUUUCUUUA